Molecule: messenger RNA, 3711 nt
Organism: Bactrocera oleae (olive fruit fly)
Lineage: Eukaryota; Metazoa; Arthropoda; Insecta; Diptera; Tephritidae
Source: RefSeq, a predicted model, not a curated record
AAAACAAAGACUGACAUGGCUAAAUCUAAUUGUAUAUAGUAUAAAAAGACCAGAGUCUUGGACUAAUAAUUGAUCCCAGUUACUCCCUCUCUAUAAGAUCUAAUAUUAUAUAUUCGUUCAGCAAUAUUCUGCAUACAUUAAAUUUUAUGUCCGUUAUUUGAAUAAUAGAACGAAGUCAUACUAGUUGAGUUUAUUUAGCUCUAAGUUAACUUUACUACAAGUUAUAAGAAUUUGGUCAUCACAACACCAAAACUAUUUCUGACGGACUUUGGCGCUACAGCUGAAAUUUAGUGAGUGAUUCCCUACACAAUGUUGAUGGCGUCGUCGACGACAGCGACAAUAAUUAGACGAUAGCGAAAUGACUGCAAAGUCGAGGUGCAAAGUUCUAAUUUAUUGUUUUGCAAUUAUUUCACAAUUAACCAAGACUAACCUUUGAAACACCAAUAGCGGCGUUGGCUUCAAGAAGAACACAGAAGCACAAGUUAAUGAAGGUGUAGGAGGUGAGCAAAUUAGUGUCGAGGCGCACGUAAAAACACACUCACAAAUGUGUGAAUAUAGUUCAGGAAGCAGUUUAAAUCAACAACUGAUUAAAACAACAACACAGCGAACGAUUGGAGAAAGAACCCAAAUACGAUCGCAGUAUUUUGGUAAUACAUCACGAUCGGCAACUGCGCUGCCACAGUCACUGUUGCUGUCGCUUCGAAUACUGCUUCCAAUACUCUCUUGCGCAUGGGUGAGUGCAUUGAUAGCAGAGCGACGCGAUAAGUGAUCGACAAUAAUGCUGUUCAGUAGCAUUCGUACUGCAUUGUAUGUAUGUAUGUGUGUACAUAUAUGAUUUUUGUUUUAACUGGGAAAGUCAAGAGAAAUGUGAACUGGAAUAUAAAUAUUAAGCGUCAAUAAAUACACAAACAAAUCUUCCAUAUUCGUUAGGAAGAUAAGCAUUGUCGCUUGCAUGUAUUCCUUCACAAUCGACAAACGUGAUCGCUUGAUGAACAUAACCCAAUAAACAUUUGGGUUUAGUUACUUUACAAGCUAGCAUAAUUUAUAUAAAAUCUAAAUAGUGUGGGAGGACUGAGCCAAGUAGCGAACAGAACAUUAAAAAUUUGGGCAAUAAGAAAAAAUCUCAGAUAUACUUGUAUCCGGUGUAAAAUAUAGUCAAUAUGAAAAAUGCUUAAUGCUCAAGGUGUGACAGUGUGAAUUUAAAAAAAAAAUUAAUUUUUCUUCAAAAUUCGAUAGGUUAUAUCUUUAAAAAUAACCUACUAAAACUUUAUAUUGAUAUUUCAAAUAGUUUUUGAGUUACAGCCUUCUAAAAUGUAAUGACCUACCAGUUUUUUGCUUUGAUCAAAAAUUUAAUUAUACCAGGCCGCUAUUUAAUCAACUUUUGAUUCGUUUUUUUUUUACUGCAGGUCAUUGUACGGACUAAAUCUUCUUGAAGAGUAUUUUUUUAUGUGUGAAGAACCUUUUUUAGCGCUGUCAGUUAACGCUUGAAAAAUGUUUACAUUAAAAUUUUAUUAUUUUCGGAAGGCACUAAUAAGGUGGUCAAAUUUUUAGAAAUAUCUUUAGAUUUGAAUAAUAACUUUUUCGAUAUUUUUUGACACUAUCUAAUAAAUUAUUCAAACAUAUCGUACCCAGACCAACUUUUUUCGAAAUACCGUCGAAUACGAUCGAUGGAAAUGGCAUCAACUAUGAAAAUUCUAUUGCACUUAUAAUAAUUAUCUUAGGCGCCAAAAUGUAGACUAUUAGCAUGCCAUUUUUCCUAUAUAGCAUAUGAAGCCUUUAGAUAUGUAAAAAAGUAUUCACUUAAGUGAUUUUGUUUAUUUUUUACGAGCUUCGCAAACAAAUGAAGGCUAUAAAGAUCUCUUUUUGUACGACCACCCGGAUUUUUAUAUCCAAAAUGUGAAAAAAAAAAUUGAAAAAGCUCCAGCUGAAAGGAUUUGAAAUUUAAUACUAAAAAAAUGGAUAUUGCUACAGGAUUCAGCAGCUUCAGGGAAAAUAAAGAAAAUUUUGGUUGAAGUUAAACAAUUGGUCGACACUAGCUGAUUGGGUUACUUAGUCACCACAACUACUAACUUAAGAACCCAUUCAAGCGUGUGUACCUUAACACUACGCUCGCCGCUAUCAACAAAAAUUUCGGCGUUCAACGCCUCUGAGAACGGGCGUCAAACAGCAACAAACUUAUCAUUAAACAUAAACUCACAAGACGCCACAGCUCCCAUUGCAGUUAACUAGCAGCGCGCAGCCUGCUAUGUCGCGACGCCAACGCCGGCGCCGUUUGAACGUCGAUCGUUGAGCGUCUUUUAGCGUUAAUCAACAAGCGAAGCGAACUUGCAAGGCUCCUAAAUAGCAAAGCAAAAUUCAGUUGACUCAAAUGUGCUGUCGGAUGUGGAAGUGUAAAUACGCCAUACUUGUUUAGUAUUAACCGUUAACCGUUGAAUUUCAAAAGCGCACACCGAAAACUAACGCCCUCAUUUGGAGUGUACCCUAGAAGAGUGCACAUAACGCAUAACAAACGUGAAGCGUAAAUUGUUUACAAUUACAGUUAGUAACCAAACACAAAAGCAAACACACACAUCGUACAAAAUGUCGAACGUGAACAGCGAGGAAGCGUUCAAUAUACGUAUUGAUUACUUGAAACCCGAAACGGUCGAGAUUGCCAAAAAUGAGCUGCGCGAGACGCCCGAAGUCAAAGAGGCCGCUAUUAAGGAGCUGCGCGAACUCCUGCAUGCUGCCACAGAUAUUAAUUACAAGGAUGACGAUGAAUUUCUAGUGAUAUUUCUACGCGCUUGCCAUUUCUAUCCACAGAGUGCGCUCGAAAAGAUGCGCACAACAGCCGCUUUCCGCAAAGAAAAUGCCGCACUUGUUCAUGGUCUACUCAUUGAACAGCUGAAGGAUAAAUUCAUACAAUACGGUAUUGUGAAUGUGUUGAAGAAUUGCGAUCAACAUGGACGACGUGUUAUGAUUGUGAAUUGUGGUGAAUUAUGGGAUCCCAAUUCGGUGCCGUCCGAUGAUGUUUUCCGCAUGUUGUAUAUGGUGCACAUUGCCGCCCAACUCGAACCGGAAACACAAGUGCGCGGUGUUGUCUGCAUAAUGGACUUUGAUGGUCUGUCAAUGAAGCAGGUCAGAGCUCUGUCGCCGAGUUUCUCGAAACGUCUACUCACCUUCAUACAGGAUGCAAUGCCACUGCGCAUGAAGGAGGUGCAUUUUGUGAAACAACCUUUCAUCUUUAAAAUGGUGUGGGCGCUCUUCAAGCCAUUCGUACGCGAGAAGCUUAACAAGAGGAUGCAUUUUCACGGUAGCGAUAUGAAGUCAUUGCAGAAGUUCCUCUCGCCCGAAAUCCUGCCCGAAAACUACAAAGGUACACAACCGAAAAUCGAUUACGGUGGUGCCGAUUGGUUCUCGCCAUUAGAGAAACAUGCCGAUUUCGUUAGAGAAUGGUCUGAGCUGGGUCCAGCGAAGUGGUAAACCAAUGAGUAUCACAGCGUGCAAUAAUUGCUACAAUCAAAGGCUGUACAUUCCUUUUCUCUCUCGCUUACUUGAAGAACAAAAACCACGCAAAUGCAAAAUUUGUUUGUUGCAAAAAAAAAAUUACAUUAAACGCAGGCUUUUGCUAAAAACGCGUCUUUCACCUACACAUGUAGUUACUAAGCAUUAUUCCAUUUUUUCUACCUAUUAUACUACAAUUAAGUGGUAAUAAAAGUGUUACAUAAUAAA